This is a messenger RNA of Girardinichthys multiradiatus, 2374 nucleotides long. RefSeq lists its product as uncharacterized. The transcript has 3 exons. Bases 236 to 1735 code for a protein of 499 amino acids. NCBI's taxonomy places the organism in Eukaryota, Metazoa, Chordata, Actinopteri, Cyprinodontiformes, Goodeidae. The record is from RefSeq and is a predicted model, not a curated record.
CAGAGCUAUGUGGAGCACGUGACAGCUGACGCUUUGAUCUUCUGUGGGAUGUUCUCUCGAGGGAAUUCGCUCACCAAUCAUGUCUAAUACGCACGCGUCUUGUGACGUAACGGAUUGUGACGCAUCAGAGGCACUCUAUGUUAAAUCUCUUGUCAUUCUGAAAACACGUCACUUCAAGAAGAGUAGCAAAGCAGAUCGUCCUUUUUGAGUUUUGGAUCCAAAAAAGCUUUUUAAAAUGUUUCAGUCAAGUGGACUAAGGAAGAGAAAUAUCUCCAUCUCAAUUGACAACGUGGAGGACAUAAUAUUGCCUCGUUUGAAGACUUUAUCACCGGCACAGUGGACCUUGCUUUCACAAGGUCUGAAGGAUUCACAUAUUACAGGGGUUCUGGCUGACAUACUUAGCGACAUUUUUCAGCAAUGUGUGGAAAAUUCAUUGAAAAUCCUGAUUCCAAUGAUUGAAGAGAAUGUCGAGGCCUAUGCAAUGACUGAUAAAAUAAUCAGUGUGCAUUUAAACAGUUUGAUUACAGCAGAAAUGGCCAACGUUCUCCAGGUUUCACCAGAAAUAUGUCACAGUGGGAAGGAGUUAAACUCAUUGAUGGAAGAGGAGGUCUCUCGAAAAGUAACUUCUAUUGCAAAUGUGAUCAGAAGGACCCCCGUUUAUCCCGUGGAACCUGCCGUGUAUGUGAGUGGCCGCUUUUCCAACCUAAGAAAUCUCAACAAAAUGGUUUCCAACACAGUUACAUUUUUCCGAAAACAUCUUAACAGAGCCAGCUCAAGUUGUGUUGACAGAUACUGGAGCAGAUUCAUGAAGAAAAAGGAGGCCUUAAAUCUGCCUCCACCAAAACCAAAGAUUGCAUUUGAACGUCCAGAGGAAAGUGUUUCUGCAGUUGUAACAUCUCCCUUUUUUCUGGCCUUGGUUGGUGAGGGAAUUACAGAAAUAAUAGAUGAUUCAGAUAAUUUAUACGAUGCCAAAACAGCAGACGAUGUUACAGAAUUUUGCCCGUCAGUAGAUCCUUUCAAAACAAUUCAAGUGGCAGAAGCAAUUAGCCAAACUAUCAUUGAGGACCUUCAUUUCUGCAAAUCCGAAGGUUCAGUUAGACAGAAAGAUGAGAAAAGUUCAUGCACGCCACAUUUUAACUUGAAAAAUAUUGUUGGUGAUAUCAGAAGCCUAUUUUCAUCAAAGCUCAAAACCGCUCCAGCUGGAAGACAACAAAUAACCAGCAAACCAGAAUUUUCCAGCUUUGCCAAGCAGCGGUUCAGCAGUAUGGUGUCUUCAUUGGAGAAAUCAUUGGAUUCAAGUGACACAAAGGUGGUCAAACUGAAACAUGACCCAGGUAGAUCAAACAGACUCAUGUGCUUCAUGUUUCCUGGAUGCGUUCCUGAGUAUUCAUCAGAUGAGGAAAGCCCAAAACAUCGAGACUACACAGAGACAGACCACAUUCCUAAACUGGAUUUUCAGUCUAUCAAACCUCAGAUUGACAGCCUGUGUGCAGAAUCUACAGGGAACCAAUUUCUAAAUGACAAGAUCAAACAGUUUGUAAAGGAACUGACUGAUAAAUUAUACGCUCAAAUCAUGAGGAGCCAUUAUUUUCAAAUUCCUGUUCCUCCAGAAGGAAAAUAUCUUUCAGAUUCUGUCCUCUCUAGCAAGAAAGUAAGGGACGCUUCUGGCCAGAUACAAGUUUGCCCUGAAGUCUUCUAUGCCAGAGCAGAAGACGAGAGCCAGGGACCUUGGUGAGAUGGGCACAGGUGUUCAUCAUCUGCAAUCUUCUCCGGAGCUUCAUAAGGGAGACGCAGCCUGCACUUUGUUGCCUGAGUGCUAGCCCCCAGUGGUUUCCUGGCAAUAUCUCGUUGACUGGAAUGGUUAUGGUCCCGAAGACCGAUCCUGGGUGCCCCGCUCCUUUAUCUGUGACCCCUCUAUGAUUUCGGAUUACCUGGCCUCCUUACCUUCUAUGCCUUCUGGUCAGGCCAGGUUGCAGGAAAUCUGCGACCUGGCCUCCUGGUUCUGACAAGGACAUCAGCUCUGAUCCAAUCUCUAUUACCUUCCAUACAACCUCCUCAGACCAAAAUUGGCUGGCUGCCUCCUGAGGCUCUGGAUCAACAAACAUCUGCAAACGAACCUGCCCAUACUCCAACGUGAGUCAAGCGGACCUCCGCACACAACUUCACUAAUCGUUCCUAGUUAAAGGUUGAAGAAGAGAACGUGACUGAAACUUACCUCAUCCAUUCGGAAACUUCACCCGGAGAGAUCCACUUCCCCAGGCUUCUACCAUCCCCUCCUCUGGUGGCCUCCACCUUCUCAUCCUCUGAUUCCUGCCACUUUCAAGUCCUGAUCCAGACAUUCUGUUACCGAUUCAAUAAACAAACCUAAGAACUG